AUGGCGACACCAUACCAUCCUCAAGCGAGUGGCCAGAUUGAGGUGUCUAAUCUGGAGCUGAAGCGCAUACUGGAGAAAAUCGAUGUCGGCUUAUCGGCUCGUUUAUGGAAAAGCCUGUCAUCUACCUGUGAGCUAGAACACAUAGCCUAUUGGGCGACGAGAACACUAAACUUUGAUUUACAAGUGGUUAGCAAGAAAAGAGUACUGCAGAUCAAUGAGAUGGAUGAGUUCCACAAUGAUGCUUAUGAGAAUGCUCAAUUUACAAAGAUAACAUUAAAAGAUGGCACAAUAAGCAUAUUCUGA
This is a messenger RNA of Juglans microcarpa x Juglans regia, 303 nucleotides long. RefSeq lists its product as uncharacterized. Bases 1 to 303 code for a protein of 100 amino acids. Gene Ontology annotation, molecular function: nucleic acid binding. Lineage: Eukaryota; Viridiplantae; Streptophyta; Magnoliopsida; Fagales; Juglandaceae. The transcript has 2 exons. The record is from RefSeq and is a predicted model, not a curated record.